UUUCUAAAGAAUACUACUAAUUACUAUUUAACAUUAAGAAAGUUCAUUGUUAAUUAUUCAGUUCUGAAAAGAAAAUAGAAGAACAUGGCUGGUCUCAAGAUUACUUUCCUCAUCAUCGGCGCUUUCCUGUUGGCCGCACAGGUCAAUUCUAAAGCCGUCAAUGACGAAGGCCAAGUCGGAAAAAUCAAUUUCAAAGAAGAUAAUAUCAUAGAUCAAGUCGCAGAAAUCGUCAAUUUUCUCAAGUCGAAGACUAUUUUAGGACAAGAAUUAAUUGAACAUAUACUACUCAAAGCCGGAGACGUUAUCAAAGUAAUAACUUACAAUUACGAUGGUUUCCAAAAUAAAGUUGUUGACCAUGCCAGAAAUAAGACAACUCAAAGUCUCGAGCGAGUUAACAAAGUUUUAAACGAAGUCAAUAAACGGGACGAUUGUCUGUGUAAGAGACUAAAGUGUUUUCAAAAAACCACUACUAAAGAAAGACAAGUCAAUCAACUGAAUUCAACUACUCAACAAAAUGUAUACUUAUGUGGACUAAUAUCAUGUAAGACUAUCCAACAAAGACGUCCACGAAAAUCUGAAGAUACCGCAUUACUGUACGACAAGUCUUAUUCAUAUCAUGUCAAAAUUAAUAGGGACGCAGAUAUUUUGGAGAUACCUGUAUGUUAUAAGGCUUUUUUGUCCAUACAUGGCAUUACUAAAAAGAAAAUGGAGUACCUACAGAAAUCUUUGAAAGCAACAGGUACUUAUCCUACCGAAUUAAGAGAAAGUAGUGCUGAAGUACAAAAAUAUAUCGGCUGUGUCACCAGUCAAGAAUCAGACGUUGCAGAUAUUGCCGCUAAUUUAGUUUUGAAUUUUACUACAUGCACUAAAAAUGCACUUUCCCUCUUGGCAAUUGAUUUAACUCCAUUGGUCAAAGUACUCUCCAGUACUUCCAAGAAAAUGAAAGCUAUUGCUGACGAUCUGGACAAUUCAUGUCCUGGAACUUCUGUUUUUACUCUUGCUUGCCUUGGUCAGAAACUCUAUGAAAUAUUUAGUGUAUUUAACAAAGAUCUUCCACUUAUUGUUGUCCGUUCUACUUCCGUUCUCAUCGUCGACCUGCCUUUCCUCCAGAACUCCGCUGCCAAAUGCAUGAAAAGUUCUGUUCCCGAUGUGUUGGCCGAAUUUGGAAAAGUGGUCAACUCAAUUGCUUCCUGCAAUAAGUGAUAUUUUUAUUAAUGUAGUGUUU
Psylliodes chrysocephalus is the source of this 1225-nucleotide messenger RNA. The record is from the annotation of a GenBank genome assembly. NCBI's taxonomy places the organism in Eukaryota, Metazoa, Arthropoda, Insecta, Coleoptera, Chrysomelidae.